Molecule: messenger RNA, 1738 nt
Organism: Oncorhynchus masou masou (cherry salmon)
Lineage: Eukaryota; Metazoa; Chordata; Actinopteri; Salmoniformes; Salmonidae
Product: SRSF protein kinase 2-like
Exons: 12
Coding region: 161-1429 (422 amino acids)
Biological process (GO): peptidyl-serine phosphorylation; spliceosomal complex assembly; intracellular signal transduction
Cellular component (GO): cytoplasm; nucleus
Molecular function (GO): protein serine/threonine kinase activity; ATP binding
Source: RefSeq, a predicted model, not a curated record
UGGGGGUGAAGGGAAGAAAGAGUAAAAGAAGAGGACAGAGAGAGAGUUGGGGGGUUGGGGAUUUCCAUGUUUAGACCUGGCCGACUCCUCAUACAUAAACACUGCUGACUGGUCACAGGCAGUCAGAGUCCUACUGUAUACAGGCUCUGUAUACUCAGUCAUGGAGAGGAAUAUGUGCUCAGCUCAGACUUCUGUACAGUUGGCUCAAAAAACCAGUAAACCUGGGACAUCCAAUGGACUUGAUAAGCUGAAUCGUUUGGAACAGCUAGAGCCAGAGGAGUCACUGGACAGAGAGGACCCCCGAGAAUACUGCCAUGGGGGGUACCACCCUGUUCACAUUGGAGAAACCUUCAACAGGAGAUACCAGGUUCUGUCUAAGUUGGGCUGGGGAUACUUCUCCACUGUAUGGCUCUGCUUGGACCUCAGGUUCAUUCACUAUGUUGCUGUAUUGGGCAGGCGAGUGGCCGUGAAGGUUUUGAAGAGUGGAGAAGGAUUCACACAGGCUGGGCAAGACGAAUUGACUCUGCUACGCUGUGCCAGUGGUCCCACUGCUCGUCACCUCCCAAGCCGGAGGAUAGUCCAAUUGCUGGAUGAGUUUAAGAUAGCUGGGGUCAACGGGGUUCAUGUAUGCCUAGUGCUGGAGCUGCUGGGACCAGACCUCCGCUGUUGGCAAGUCUGUUUUGGAAACCCAGGGCUAUCGCUGUCUUGGGUCAAACAGGUCAUUGCUCAGGUUCUUCAGGCAUUGGACUACCUGCACACUCAAUGUAAAAUCAUCCACACAGACAUCAAGCCUGAGAAUAUACUGUUAUGUUUGGAGGAGCAGAACCCAAAACAGACAGCAGGGGGCAGUGCCUGUCUAUACCCUGGGAAAGAUGCCAAGUCAAUGAGCACAGCAGAGAAGGACCUGGUCACUCCCAUCAGUCUGAAGAAAAUCACAGUAAAGAUUGCUGACCUGGGAAGCUCCUGUUGGGUGUACAAACAUUUCUGUGAGGAGAUUCAGACCCGUCAGUACCGCUCACUAGAGGUUCUAUUGGGCUCUGACUACGGCCCACCAGCAGACAUCUGGAGUGUAGCCUGCAUGGCUUUUGAGUUGGUAACUGGGGAUUCGUUAUUUGAGCCUAAAGCUGGGAAGACCUUUUCUUUAGAGGAAGACCACAUCGCUCACAUAAUAGAGCUCCUUGGUAAAGUCCCUGCAGCAGUAGCCUUGUCUGGCAAGUAUUCCAUGGAGUACUUCAAUAGCAAAGGUGACAUGCGUCAUAUUGGAGUGCUGCGGCCCUGGGGUCUAUAUGAGGUGUUGGUGGAGAAGUACCACUUCAUGCUGAAGGAGGCCUCUCUGUUCUCUGACUUCCUGUUGCAUAUGUUGGACUUCCAGCCGGAGAGGAGGGCCAGUGCUGCCCAGUGUCUCCUGCACCCAUGGCUUAGCUCCUGAACCCUGGCCCUGGAGCCAACUUGAUACCAAGCUAGUAGAUAAAUGUGUUAUGCAGAGACUAACACAGUGGUGCUGAGUCACUAAGACUACGGGAAAGAUAUACAGUAUACAUUUUGCCAAUUGGCUCGAUGCCAAUGUUCCGGGUGAAAUGUACUAUUUUAUGUUCAUACAUUAAGUAAGACUAGAUUUGUCUCUUCUGAUAAAUGUAUGGGGCAUUUGAUUAUCUGUAGUGUAAUGAAUGUAUGAAGUACAAACUUAUAUAAGUGUUGUGUGAUUUAAUGAAAUGUAGUACUUGUGCUCAAGACUUUC